Acipenser ruthenus (sterlet) is the source of this 2093-nucleotide messenger RNA. RefSeq names its product actin-related protein 10-like. Gene Ontology annotation, biological process: retrograde axonal transport of mitochondrion. Lineage: Eukaryota; Metazoa; Chordata; Actinopteri; Acipenseriformes; Acipenseridae. The transcript has 13 exons. The record is from RefSeq and is a predicted model, not a curated record. Bases 148 to 1395 code for a protein of 415 amino acids.
AAACGGUCGCCCCGAGUCUAUUUGCUAGUGAGUGUGGAAGGCCCCCGCCCUGACUCUUCAGAUUUCUGUCAUAACAUUGACUGGUUUACAGCGUUGCUUUUUAAUUUUCGACAUUUUCCGCUGGGAUUAAAACCUCUGUAAUUAACGAUGCCCCUCUUCGAGGGACUGGGAACCGGUGGGGAGAAGACAGCUGUGGUUAUCGACCUGGGAACAGCCUACACAAAAUGUGGCUUCGCUGGAGAGUCUGGCCCGCGGUGCAUCAUCCCCAGUGAGAUACAGAGGACAGGACAGGCUGUCAAAGUGGUCCAGCACAACAUCAACACAGAGGAGCUGUACUCCAACCUGAAGGAGUUCAUCCACAUGCUGUACUUCAGACACCUGCUGGUGAACCCCCGGGAUCGGCGUGUAGUGAUUAUUGAGUCUGUUCUGUGCCCCUCUCACUUCAGAGACACCCUCACCAGAGUCCUGUUCAAGCACUUCGAGGUCCCCUCUGUGCUCUUCGCUCCCAGUCACCUGAUGGCCCUCCUCACACUGGGCAUCGACUCUGCACUGGUACUGGACUGUGGCUACACAGAGACACUGGCACUGCCUGUAUAUGAGGGGAUCCCUGUCCUGUCUGCCUGGGAGGCGCUGCCCCUGGGAGGGAAGGUCAUCCACAAGGAGCUGGAGAGCCUGCUGAUUGAGCAGUGUACCGUUGACACAGAUUCCUCCACGGGACAGAGCCUGCCCUCCGUCAUGGGCUCCAUUCCAGAAGAAAUCCUUGAAGAUAUUAAAGUGCGCACGUGCUUCGUCAGUGAUCUGCAGAGAGGACUCCAGAUCCAACAGGCCAAGUUCAACCUGGAGGGCACCGCGCAGCGCCCGGCCCCGCCCCCUGAUGUGGAUUACCCUCUCGACGGGGAAAAGAUCCUGCACAUCAAGGGAGCGCUCAGAGACUCUGUUAUUGAGAUGCUGUUUGAACAGGACAAUGAGGAGAAAUCUGUCGCUACGUUAAUCCUGGACUCGCUCGUCAAGUGCCCGAUAGACACUCGGAAGGCCCUCUCUGAGAACCUGGUUGUUAUCGGAGGCACGGCCAUGCUGCCCGGGUUCCUGCACAGGAUCCUGGCUGAGAUGAGAGCCCUGCUAGAGAGGCCCAAGUACCGGCAGGCUCUGUCCACCAAGACCCUCCGCCUGCACAGCCCCCCCGCCAAGCCCAACUGCACCGCCUGGCUCGGAGGUGCGAUCUUCGGGGCUCUGCAGGAUAUCCUGGGCAGCCGCUCGGUGUCGCGGGAGUAUUACAGUCAGACGGGCCGCAUCCCUGACUGGUGCUGCCUGACCUCCCCCCCUCCCGAGAUCAUUUACGAUGCAGGCAAGACUCCACCCCCGCUCAUGAAGAGAGCCUUCUCCACUGAGAAAUGAGACCCAACUCACCUCACUGUAUCCACCUUCCUAACUAUCAGCCUGUCUGUGUCAGUCUAUCCAACUCCUCAUGAAGAGAGCCUUCUCCACUGAGAAAUGAGACCCAACUCACCUCACUCUAUCCACCUUCCUAACUAUCAGCCUGUCUGUGUCAGUCUAUCCAACUCCUCAUGAAGAGAGCCUUCUCCACUGAGAAAUGAGACCCAACUCACCUCACUCUAUCCACCUUCCUAACUAUCAGCCUGUCUGUGUCAGUCUAUCCAACUCCUCAUGAAGAGAGCCUUCUCCACUGAGAAAUGAGACACGCAAACUCCCCUCUAUCUAUCUAUCUAUCUGUCAAUGUAAUAUCACUAAGCUCCCUUCUCCCUCUGUACCUUCCUAGCUGCCUGUUCAACUCUUUGAAGACAGCAUUCUCCUCUGAUCGUGGCGUGCUCCCCAUUGAUCUGUUUACACACAGCCCUGAAGUAAGGGCUGGGGCUUGUGAGCGCAAGUGUUCCCUGGACACAAGCCUUUUUCUUUGUUUUGUUUAAAGCUCAGUAUUUAUUUCUUGUCUUGUCUGAAGCCUCUAUAAAAACCCAUGUUGACUGAUGGAUAGCUUUUUGUUUUGAUCUGGGAACCCAGUGCAGCUUUGAGUGAAACGCUGUCUUUGAAAUUUCUACACACACACUCUGAAAUAAAUCACUGUAGCAAACUGACAA